Messenger RNA from Triticum dicoccoides, 2022 nucleotides. RefSeq names its product exocyst complex component EXO70A3-like. Gene Ontology annotation, biological process: exocytosis. Gene Ontology annotation, cellular component: exocyst. Bases 204 to 1511 code for a protein of 435 amino acids. Gene Ontology annotation, molecular function: phosphatidylinositol-4,5-bisphosphate binding. The transcript has a single exon. Lineage: Eukaryota; Viridiplantae; Streptophyta; Magnoliopsida; Poales; Poaceae. The record is from RefSeq and is a predicted model, not a curated record.
ACACACACACAUAUCAGCCCAAAGGCUGUGUACCAAACGAACCGGCGACCUCGCUACCCAAGCGAGCAGAGUCGAAAACAAAGCGCCAAAGAUAGGGAGCAGUUUCUGCAAUAACGCGGUCAAGAAGAAGCUUACAGAGCUCAGCAGCUACUUGCUGUUGCAAAACCUCAGCCCUAGCAGAAUCACUGAGUUGGAACUUGGAAAUGGCGUUUCCAAGGAGCCCUGAUUCCAGUAUGAGCAGCUGUGCUUCUACUUUGACGCUGAGCAGCUGCCCCAGCUCCUACAUCUCCAUAGGCAGCAGCAACCCAAGCUCAUUUACGGCCACGGCAAUAGUCCCCACCGAGACAGGGCUAGUAGCUCCAGCCGGACAUCAGGAUCAGGAUCAGGAUCCUCCGGAAUCAGCAGCGAAGUUCCCUAAGCAAGAAAUCAAUGGCUGGGAGCAUCCAUACCUCUGUUCACCAUCCAAGCAACUCAAGAACGUAAGUACUUCCAUCAAGGAGAUCAGUCGCUGGGCAAGAUCUUCGCCGGGAGUAAAGGUGAACUCAAAUAUCCGGCUCUUGGAGUCCGUACUUUCUUUGAUACAAGUGGUAACUUCGACAGCACCACACCCAGAUCACAUCGUCGACAUGAUACGGGUCCAUGAUGCGCUUGCUAACCUGUUGCUUGUCCUGCCCAAGAACAUCUUCCCUUUCCUGGUGCAAAAUUUCGCUCAGAUUGUAGAUGAAUUAAGCCCAAAGGGAGGUGCAUCUUUAUCAGCAAGGUUUGAGAAGACACUGCAUGAUUUGCGAAGAAGCAUAAGGAGUGGUCUUCAGGUACUCAAUGUCAAGAUCUUUGAUUAUACAUCUGAAGUAGUCCCACAAGGUGGUGGUAUCCAUGAGAUCACCAAAUAUUUGUUGAAAUAUAUCGUGUCACUGCUGGACAAUGGCAGAUCUCUCAAACUCAUACUUGUCGGCGAUGAACAGGAUCAGGAUGGCAUGGUUGAAAUGGAGACGCUGCAAGAUGCUGUUGCUACCUUGAUCUGUCACUUGGAAAUCAUGCUUGAGAAAGAAUCUCAUCGAUAUAAAGAUGCAGGGUUGAAACAAAUGUUCAUGGUGAAUAACGUGAGCUUUGUGUUGCAUCAAGUAGAAGGCUCAGAGAUAAAGUAUCUUCUAGGAGAGGAUUGGGUUCUGAAGCACCGAGACCAACUGAAGGACCACAUCUCACGGUUCAUCAACAUUUCUUGGGAAUCCGUCAUGUAUUGCUUCCAUGCAAAGACCAACAAAAUCCAAAUCUUUUCUAGCCUACCAACACUGCAGAUAUUUAACAUGGAAUUUGAGAAAACUUACUGGACUCAGAAGACAUGGAAAGUUGAAAAUCCUCUGCUCCGGUCCAAUAUGCGUAAAUCAGUAUCAGAGAAGCUUGUCCAGGCUUACAGUACAUACCUUGAGAAUCUCAAAAACAAAGCUCCAAAGCUUAUGAAGUACACCCCUGAAGAUCUUGAAGAACUGCUGUCAGAUCUGUUUGAAGGAUAAUGGGCAUAGCUAAAAAGAGGAUAAAGCACAGAUGCAUGUGACAAUACUUGUCAACAAAUCUGAAGGAUAAAUGGCCCCUUGAGCUAGGAGGAAGAUCCGAUUCAGAUGCAUGCUUCCAAAGCUUGCGUACUGAAUAUGGAACUGUAACUGAUAUAUCCUUGAUAUGUUAAGAUUGAACUGUACCUGAGGUUCUAGAAGUUGUGUGGUUGCUGCAGUGUGAACUAUGUAUAAAUUUUGCAAGUAAACAACUAACACACACUCCCUCUGUCUCAAAAUAUAAGACGUUUUCUUGACACUGUCAUAGUCUGACUUAAAAAAAAGUCUUGCAUUUUGAGACAGAGGGAGUACUGUUUUCCGCACCAAGAAAAACAACUCUCGAACCAACUAAUGGAGCGUGGCAUGCCGCCGCGCACUAUCCGGUAGUAGUUGGUUAUAAAGAGUUGCAUUUCUGCAGGGUAUAGUACUGUUGUAAUAUUCAGCAGAUGUUGUGUUGACGGGGGCAGCACUUUAA